Molecule: messenger RNA, 1329 nt
Organism: Alternaria atra
Lineage: Eukaryota; Fungi; Ascomycota; Dothideomycetes; Pleosporales; Pleosporaceae
Exons: 3
Coding region: 1-1329 (442 amino acids)
Biological process (GO): secondary metabolite biosynthetic process
Molecular function (GO): monooxygenase activity; FAD binding
Source: RefSeq, a predicted model, not a curated record
AUGUCUUCCCUUGAGACAAAGGAUAAUGGACCAGUCACCAAUGGCGCGAAACCAAAGACUGGCAUCAAAGUUGUCAUAAUUGGCGCAGGUUUCGGCGGCCUCACGGCAGCGAUAGAAUGCAUCCGCCAUGGGCACACCCCCGUAAUCUACGAAUCCUUUCCCUCACUCAAAAUCCUCGGCGACAUAAUAACCUUCGGCCCCAAUGCCGGUCGCAUCUUCGCGCGCUGGAGCGACGGACGCGUCGCACGCGACAUGCGCAGCAUCUCCAUCGAUCUCACCGAGUACGGCUUCAACAUACAUAAAUGGGAUACCGGCGAGAUUGUCAUAAACCAGAAGACCCCGCCCCGCGACGAGAAGGCGCCGAAUUUUAACGGACAUCGGGGCGAGCUGCAUGAGAUUGUGUUCAAUUAUGCAAAGGAGAUUGGGGUGGAGAUCAACUUAGGUCAGCGAGUCGAGAAGUACUGGGAGGAUGAGAAGGAGGCGGGUAUCGUGCUUGAGGAUGGUACGAGAGUUGCUGGUGAUCUUGUAGUCGCGAGUGAUGGUGUGAGGAGUAAGGCAAGAACACUAGUGCUAGGAUAUGAGGACAAGCCAAAGAGUAGCGGGUACGCCGUCUGGCGAGCGUGGUUCAGCAACAAGGACAUGUUAGCAGACCCAGAAACUAAGCAAUUCUGCGACAACGGAGAUACCUUCAACGGCUGGAUCGGUCCAGACGUUCACUUCCUCUUCAGCACCAUCAAGAACGGCACCGACUGCUGCUGGGUCCUCACACACCGCGACUCCCACGACAUCGACGAAUCCUGGUCUUUCCCGGGUUACCUGAAAGACGUCAAAACCGUGCUGGAGGGCUGGGACCCAAUGUGCUGGAAAAUCGUAUCCAAGACCCCUGAAGAAAAGCUCGUCGAUUGGAAACUCGUAUAUCGGGACCCGCUACCCAACUGGGUCAGCGGCUACGGCUCUGCACCAGGUCAUGGCCGAAUUUGUUUACUGGGUGACGCCGCGCAUCCUUUCCUGCCAACCAGUGCGCAGGGUGCGACGCAAGCGCUAGAAGAUGGCGUUACACUUGCUGUUCUACUGCGCAAAGCUGGGAAGGAUAAUGUUAAGAAUGCGUUGAGGGCGUAUCAGGAUAUUCGAUAUGAUCGUGUCAAGGCGGUGCAGAAGACGGGAGAGACGACGAGGGAUAUGUGGCAUAAGACUGAUUGGGAGAAGGUGAAGAAGGAUCCUACGUUGAUCCAGUUUCCAAGGGAGGACUGGGUGUUUCAGCAUGAUGCUGAGAAACAUGCGGAGGAGAUGGGGGAUGAGGCAAUUAAGAAGGCUGGGGUUACUGCAUAG